This is a messenger RNA of Bufo gargarizans (Asiatic toad), 5385 nucleotides long. RefSeq names its product integrin subunit alpha 10 (gene ITGA10). The record is from RefSeq and is a predicted model, not a curated record. Gene Ontology annotation, biological process: cell adhesion mediated by integrin; integrin-mediated signaling pathway; cell-cell adhesion. Gene Ontology annotation, cellular component: external side of plasma membrane; integrin complex. Gene Ontology annotation, molecular function: integrin binding. NCBI's taxonomy places the organism in Eukaryota, Metazoa, Chordata, Amphibia, Anura, Bufonidae. The coding region runs from base 218 to 4801 and encodes 1527 amino acids. The transcript has 35 exons.
CCAGGAUGUCCUAACUCCGAUACUAAUAAUCUGACUUCUGCAAUACUCCACAUAUUUUUCCCAGGAAUGAUGUGAGGAUCAGUAAAAAGAUGCUGAAGCAGCUUUGUGUUCAGAAGUUCCGGACUCGUCCCCCUUUCCCCAGGAAACGAAGUUUUAUCAUUUGCUUUUUCCAGAGUAGAAAAAAACAUCCAUUCUGCCAAAGAUAACCCCAGACACCAUGUCAGCCCUGUGUCUCUGUGUACUGGCCUGGAUUAUUCUACCUAUUUUAGCUUUAGACACUGAAAACCCAGAUGUGGACAGACCAAUUGUCUCCUUUACUCCUGACUGGAGAAGCAUGUUCUACAAUGAGACGUUGACUCUAUCAUGCCUUUACCCAUCUAAUGUACAGAAGAAUGAGACGUAUACUUGGUACAGAGAUAAUAAUAAGAUGGAUAUAAGUACUCAGAACUUUACCGUCUCCUCCAUUCAGUUAUAUGACCGGGCAAACUACAAAUGCCAGACCCGCACCAGCAUGAUAAGUGAAUCUGUUCGACCACAUGUUAUAACCGAUCUCACCAUAUUGAGAGUCUCACGCUACGUCUUUGAAGGCGAUAUCCUGACCCUGACUUGUGACAGUCGACUUGAUAUGAAUACAACCAAUGCUAAAGCCUCGUUUACCAAAAACUAUAGAGACCUUAAAGCUAUGAACUACGAAACAUAUUUAUUUGUUGGGAAAGUGGACAGAAGUGUUGAUGGAAAAUAUCAGUGUACAAAAAAGGCCAUCCUAAAGAAUGAAAUAAAAGAUUCUAUCCAUGAAGAGUUAAUUGAAGUUACAGAAUUGUUUUCGCCUCCAGAGUUAAAAAUAAGCGCAAAUCCAAUAUCAGUGGGUAUGGACAUGACUCUGACUUGUGUGACGUCUCUCCAUCCUUUUAGAGCAGAUGUGGAAUUACAAUUUGCUUUCUACAGAGAUGGCUGGCAUGUUCAGGGAUUUGGAUCCUCUAAUAAAUACAUAAUUCAGUCUGUUGAACUGGGGGAUUCUGGAGAAUAUUCAUGUGAAGUAAGAACAUUAAUGAACAGUGUGAACAAGAUAAGUAAACAGCAACCGGUCCUCAUACAAGAGUCUUUCAAGCCAAUGCUGUCAUUUGACCCAAAUUGGAACAAAGUAUUCAGAUAUGAACAAGUAUUCAUGACCUGCAAUGACCAGAGAAGCCAACGAUUUACCUGGUAUAAAGACAACGUCAAGAUGUUCAAGACUGAUAGGAAAAUAAAGGUUCCUGCUAACAGUGAUAAGGAUAUUGGGCAUUACCAGUGCCAGGGUGAAUCUGGUGAGAAGAGUGACCCCGUUCAUCUGGAUAUUUUCUUUGAUUGUGUGAUAUUGACUGCUAGGCCAUGUAUCCAGUCCCCUCAGUUGUACCGCCCAGUACUACAUUCCCCAUCAUACCGUCUGCUUUGUGUCAUUCCUUCCCUCUGUUCCGGCAGGAUCCUGGUGGGGGCGCCGUGGGCCGGGUCUGAUGGUAACCGUCAGGGGGAUGUAUAUAAAUGCGCUGUCGGACCCCACAGCAACUCUUCUUGCACCAGGAUCAACUUGGGUGAUCUCGCUUUCCGGAAUGUCUCCAAAAAGACGAAUAACAUGCACUUCGGGAUGUCGCUGACCCAGGACGCACAGGGCGGCUUUGUGGCCUGCGCUCCGCUCUGGUCCCAAGAAUGUGGGACUUCCAUGUACAGCACUGGGAUCUGCGCCAACGUCGAUAAGUCCUUCAGACCCUCGGGAACCAUCGCACCCACAGCGCAGAGAUGCUCCACGUACCUGGACAUCGUCAUCCUGCUGGACGGGUCGAACAGCAUCUACCCCUGGUACGAGGUGCAGAAUUUCCUCAGCAACAUUCUCAGCAAGUUUUUCAUUGGCCCCGACCAGAUCCAGGUAGGCGUCCUUCAGUAUGGAGAGAUCGCAGUCCAUGAAUGGUCCCUGAAGGACUAUACUACCGCUAAAGAGGUGGUGGAGGCUGCUAAGAACAUCAGUCGCCAAGAAGGACGGGAGACCCGGACAGCAUUUGCCAUCCACAAGGCCUGUUCUGAAGCUUUCAGCCCUGAGAGGGGUGGCAGGGAAGACGCCACUAGACUUCUUAUUGUGGUAACAGAUGGCGAGUCACAUGACGGGGAUGAGCUGCCUCUCGCCUUGGCGGAAUGUGAGAAACGGGACAUCACCCGUUACGCCAUUGCUGUGCUGGGUAACUAUAUGAGGAGACAGCAGGACCCGGACUCCUUCAUCAAUGAGAUUAAAUACAUCGCCAGCGAUCCAGAUGACAAAUACUUCUUUAACGUCACUGAUGAAGCAGCGCUGAACGAUAUUGUGGACGCUUUAGGAGACAGAAUCUUCAGUUUAGAAGCGACGCAUGAGUUGAACGAAAGCUCUUUUGAACUGGAGAUGUCACAAGUCGGAUUCUCCAUUCACAUCCUGGAGGACGGCAUCCUGUUUGGCACAGUGGGUGCAUAUGACUGGGACGGAGCAGUUCUGAAGGAGAGCCGGAAUAGUCGGAUUAUGCCACCGCGGUCGGCCUUCGAGAAGGAGUUUCCGGUGAAGAUGAAGAAACAUGCUGCCUACUUGGGUUACACCGUAUCCUCUCUAACGCUGCGCAGCGGGAAGACUAUGUAUAUAGCCGGAGCCCCCAGAUUCAAACACAAGGGGAAGGUCAUUCUGUUUGAGAUGUCCAGGAAAGGCAAUGUCACCAUCUCUCAGGCUUUGGUGGGGGAACAGAUUGGCUCCUAUUUUGGCAGUGAAGUGUGCCCGCUGGAUGUUAAUGGUGAUGGUGUCACUGAUGUCUUAUUGGUGGCUGCCCCAAUGUUCCUUGGACACCACAAUAAAGAAACGGGACGUGUUUAUAUCUACCGGGUGGGGCAGCUCCUGUUAAACCUGAAUGGCACAUUGCACUCUGACCGCAAAGUCCAAGACUCACGUUUCGGCUACGCCAUGUCAGGGUCUCCCGAUCUGAACCAUGAUGGCUUCAAUGAUGUAGUGGUUGGAGCACCACUAGAGGAUAACCAUCGCGGGGCUGUAUACAUCUACCAUGGGUACCGCAAUACCGUCAUACCAUCUUACAAGCAGAGAAUAGACUCUGCCUCGUUUCAUCAUGGCCUCACUUACUUUGGUCGCAGCGUGAGCGCUCAGAUGGACCUGGAUGGCGAUGGGCUGGGUGACCUAACUGUCGGCAGCCAAGGAGCAGUCGUUGUGUUGAGGUCUCGAAGCAUUGUUCGUGUUAACGCCACCUUGCUGAUAAACCCAACCUCCAUCAACCUGCUCCAGAAAAAUUGCUUGAGACAAGGCAAGGAGUCCGUCUGCCUGAACAUCACCAUCUGCUUCUCUGUCAACUCCAAAUCCCCCAGCAAAUGGGACAGUCGUUUCGGACUCCAUUACAACCUGUCCCUUGAUGAUAAGAAGCUUACUCCCCGCGCUGUGUUUGAUGAGAACCUCCAAAAACUCCUCAGCAAACGUGUUCGAGUGACCACGGGCAAAGUGACUUGUAUGAACCUCGGAUUCCACGUCAUUGAUACCGCUGACUAUCUAAGACCCAUUGGCGUCCACCUGCGCUUUAACCUAAGCGACACUGAGUCCAGUCCUGUGCUUGACGACCGCUGUCCUACUUCUGUGAAGAGAUUGGUUCCUUUCUUCAAGGACUGUGGUGAGGACAAUGAGUGUAUAACGGAUUUGUCCCUCCGAGCUCAUAUGGACAUCAAUGGCACCAGGGAUCAACCAACCAUAAUCCGGAGGGAGCGGAAGAAGGUGUCAGUGGAGACUGAGCUUGAGAAUCGCGGGGAAAACUCCUACAACACCAGCGUGAAGGUCUGGUUCUCCAAAAACCUCCUGUUCUCCAGCAUCUACAGCAAAGGAGAUGCACAAAGUAAGGUGGAGUGCACGACGCUGUCCCCCAGCACCCGCUCCUGCAGCAUCAGUUACCCCGUCCUCAGAUCCAUGGCAAAGGUGGCGUUCGUCCUGGAGUUUGAGUACAGCUGUACCAGUCUCUUAAACAGAGUGCAGAUUAGGCUCACGGCCAGUAGUGACAACACUGAACUAGACGAGACUCUUCAUGACAACGGUGCCCAGCUCAGUGCCCACAUCCGAUAUGAACCCGAGCUCUUCAUUCAGAGUGAGUCCAGCCUCAACCGCUAUGAGGUACAACCUGUCCUGCUGUCCACCCAGGAGCCCGGCCCAGAGUUCAUAACGAAAUUCAAGGUGCAGUAUGUGGACUGUUACCCCAUGUACAACGUGUCGGUUCACAUCCACACGCCGGCCCUGGGCUACGGGGGCCUCUACUUCAUGUCGGUGUCCAGGAUAUUAUCAGCUGAUGAUGUGAUCUGCAUGUUAUCUAAUAUGACCAGAUCCAGGACCGCCAUGGUGCCAUUCCACCCCGAAGACCUGAGCCACACCAGUAUAUUGAACUGCAGUAACAGCUGGUGCGAGACCAUCACCUGCCGCAUCCCGACCCUGCAGAAGAACGCAGAGCUCUCCCUGUCCAUCCUGAGGAUCAUCCACAACCACUUCUUCACCAACUCCAAGUUUCGAUCGGUCAAAGUAGUCAGCGAGUUCAUCCUGGACGUAAAAGAAGAUGGCGCCCUGUUUACCGACAGUGCAAAACACAGGACAGAGAGCGUCUUGGAAUUGCUGCAGCCCGUCCUCCUGCCGCUGUCCCUGUGGAUCCUCAUUGGAAGCGUCAUUGGGGGUCUCCUGCUUCUGGCGCUCAUCAUCUUCAUCCUAUGGAAGUUGGGAUUUUUCUCCCGGAAGAUGCAGGGAGAGGAGAAGGAAGAAGCUGCCAAGGAAGAGCAGUGAUCUGCAGCCCCCCACAUCCUGCUGUCAGAGACCCCCAUAUCUGCCGCUCUGGUGAUUAUGAGGCUGGUUGAUGAUGAUCCAGCCCUGAGGACUCAACGCAACCCUGAGCCCCCCUCCCCCAAACUAUAAUCACAAAGAAGCGGCAACGAGGACGACGCGGCCCCGGACACUGUAUGAACACUGACGUGACUGGAUAUGGGGUCUGCAGACCAUUGAAGCCUUCUCAGGAAUACAGGGUACCAUGGGGGAGGGGCAUUUUAUACUGAGGGUACGUGUGCGGCGCCUCCCGAUGACUGCAGUCAGCACACCGCACAUAUCACGGAGUAUUAUACAUAAUGGACCUUCAUAUUUUAUAUUCUUUUUCUACACUGAAAAGAUAAAAGGUAAAGAAUCUGUUCCUACCUGGAAACCAUCAGCAAACGGGCCAGUGGCCAUUUACAUGUCUGACCAGUCCCCAUGAACGGAACUGGGAAAGAAGAGCUUGACAAAUUCAGAUCUGUUAAUGGCGGACAGGCAGCUUGCUGAUGGUUUCUGUACAAGAAUGAACUGGAAGAUAAGGAAAAUGUGUAAUGUAAAUAAAAUAU